Cryptotermes secundus is the source of this 2828-nucleotide messenger RNA. Its product is annotated as sialin. Gene Ontology annotation, biological process: transmembrane transport; monoatomic anion transport. Bases 279 to 1781 code for a protein of 500 amino acids. The transcript is spliced from 11 exons. Gene Ontology annotation, cellular component: plasma membrane. Lineage: Eukaryota; Metazoa; Arthropoda; Insecta; Blattodea; Kalotermitidae. Gene Ontology annotation, molecular function: transmembrane transporter activity. The record is from RefSeq and is a predicted model, not a curated record.
UGACACUUGUUCACCUGCAAAGUAGGAACACUUCUUGACAGCGGUACUGACUCGGGCAGAACAUUUGCCUACUAGUGGCAGUAAGUGACAGUUGUUUCGCGGAUAUCUCCAGGCAUUUGCGUAUUUCUUGCAGCUUGCAGAGUACACAUCGGCAGGCCUCGCUAAUUGAUUGGAAGAUAGCAGAGGGACUGAGGAGAAGCGCAGAGAAGCUACUGUGUGACCUCGUACUACUAGCACUAUUCAUCUAGGCGCAGUUUGUGACUGUGUUGACAAACGCCAUGCCGCAAGCCCUGCCACACGAGGCAGCGAGUGCCUCGAUUGAAGGCCGAAAAGAAUACGGAAUGGGCGGCAGCUCGUUCGGAAUGUUCGACGAUGGGUUGGGCCCGUCCUGGAAAUUUUGGAAGAGAAGACGUUGCGUGGUCGCUGUUCUCGCCUUCUUCGGCUUUUUCAGUGUGUACGCACUCCGCGUCAACCUCAGCGUCGCCAUUGUUGCCAUGACGACUCUCAGAAACGAGACACUGAAGAAUGGCACAACCAUUCUUACUGCAGAUUUCGACUGGGACUCCAAGACUCAGGGUUUGGUCCUGAGUUCAUUCUUCUAUGGUUACAUCGUAACCCAGAUCUUGGGAGGCUGGCUGGCUGGUCGGCUUGGAGGCAACAGGGUGUAUGGGAUAGGCGUGGCUGCCACAGCGGUUUUCACCCUACUGACACCCCCUCUUGCUAACGCCAGCGUUUACCUGCUGGUAGCAGUCAGGGUGAUAGAGGGGCUCUUCGAGGGCGUUACGUAUCCCUGUAUGCAUGCAGUGUGGGCGCGAUGGGCGCCCCCUUUAGAGCGCAGUCAGCUCGCCAGUUUUGCUGGCUCUGGCAGUCACGUGGGCACCGUGAUUUCUCUGCCACUUGCGGGUCUUCUCGCCAAGAACUUCGGCUGGCCCUCUGUCUUCUAUGUGUUCGGGGCGGCGGUGAUUGUUUGGUUUUUCAUCUGGUGGAAAGUUGUGAAGAGCGGACCUGAACAAGACCCACAUAUCUCUCCUCAAGAACUGAAAUAUAUCCAAGAUUCGCUGGGAAACUUUUCCCACAAGGAUGUGAAACACCCCUGGGGUCAAUUUCUAAAAUCUCCCGCUGUCUGGGCGAUUAUCGUCGCACACUUCAGCGAGAACUGGGGCUUCUACACGCUGCUCACUCAGCUGCCAACAUUCAUGAAAGAUGUGCUGCAUUUCAAACUGGAGAAAUCUGGGUUCAUGUCCGCGGUGCCGUACCUGGUGAUGGCCAUCGUCCUUCAGUUCUCUGGGCGCUUGGCAGACUGGCUGCGAGCCAGGAAGAUCCUUAGCACCACGCAGGUCAGGAAGCUGUUCACGUGCGUAGCGUACCUCAGCCAGACGGUCUUCAUGCUCCUGGCAGCCUUCCUUCUAACACCUGUUGGCUCCGUCGUCUUUCUUUCCGUUGCUGUUGGACUUGGUGGCUUCGCCUUAGCUGGCUUUUUUGUGAAUCACCUGGACAUUGCACCUCAACACGCUGGCGUGCUCAUGGGGCUGUCCAACUGCGUGGCCACUUUGCCGGGCAUUGUCAGUCCUGUUGUUACGGGCUUCAUCGUGCAAGAUAAGAGUGCGUCCGAGUGGCAGAUUGUGUUCUACAUAGCAAGUGCCGUCUAUCUGGUAGGGGCCGUGGUGUACGGUCUGUGCGCUUCAGGAGAAGUGCAGAAGUGGGCUAUGGUAGAAGAUCGGACGGACGGUAAAGAAGAUCAGUGUUACUCCAACAAAGCUAUGGAAUCUGACGCACUAUAACAUCAGAAUGUCGCCAGAGAUAUGAUAGAGAGCUCCUAACUCGAAAGUUCCUGUUGUACGAGCCACACACGCUCCUGAGUUGUUCUCAGGGCUGCGUUUCUGUAUUAACAUUGUGAUGGAUAUGAGUGUCCUCGGGAUAAUACCAACAUUACCCUGGACACAGGGCUGGACUUCACACCCCAGAUGAACCAAGGAACUGCAUGCGAUGAAGAGAUUUCUGGGGCGAUACAUUUUAUUAUCAUCCUACCCCACUCCCCUUUAUUUGGCUUUUAAAAUGAAGAUUAGAUUACGCUCUUUAAAAUGAAAAUUAAUUUCUGCUGCGCUUUUGUUCAUAUCGCGGCCGUUAAUUCGCAGUAAUCACGCAACAAUGGAAAUAUAACUGUGAACAGCACGCACUGGCAUUCUUGCGUAAUUGCGACUAUGGUGACGGGAGGACACAACGUUUUCAUAACUGUUUCUUUGCUGUUUUAAGAAUUACGACACAAUGGCGAUAUUCUUUUACCGUCUCUACGAAUUUUGUGUUAUCACUUGUGAUGAAGGCAGAAUCUCCUGUCUCCUUGGACAACAUUAAGUUAACAUCAACCCUUCUUUGGGUUGGGUAUACCGUCUGGGGUAGGGAGAACCAUUUCGCAGUUUAAUAACAAAAUGGAGGCAUGUAUGGAAAACUGUUAUAACUGUAAAGUACAUACCUAAUUACGCGUCGAAUUUCGAGGGUAACAUCAGGAAAUUUUGUAGGUUAGAAUACAAUGGGGGUGCUUGAAGAUACUUCAAGAAGUUCAUUGUAACAGUAUUACUAGUAGAACAGUCCAGAAAAAAAAACUAGGCAUAUGUUGUAUAGUGUCUAUUUUUAUCUUAGAUUAUGAGGUGUAGAAAGGAAAUACAAGCAUUGUAAUAAUGUAGGUAAAUUAUUGCUGAAAUUAUGCCUGUCUAUCCUCAGUCUUAUUUAAUGUUAGUCCCCCUCUCUCUCUUCUUGUGCAGCGACAAGUCGCACGCGCUGAGGCCAACACUGACAUGACCAGAACAAUUAGGGCGCACUCCGGCUCCUUA